This is a messenger RNA of Oikopleura dioica, 2802 nucleotides long. NCBI's taxonomy places the organism in Eukaryota, Metazoa, Chordata, Appendicularia, Copelata, Oikopleuridae. The record is from the annotation of a GenBank genome assembly.
AUGGGAGAAACUGGCUCUGGAAAGUCCACCAAAUUGCCUCAAUUUUUACAAGAUGCGAGACUUUUUGACGGAGUUGUUGCUUGUACUCAGCCAAGAAGACUUGCUGCCAUCUCUCUUGCCACCAGAGUCGCUAAAGAGCGCCAUUGUGAAUUAGGCCUUGAAGUCGGGUACUCCGUUCGUUUCGAUGACAAGACAACCAAUCAAACUCGAAUUAAAUAUAUGACGGACGGUAUGCUUUUGCGCGAAGCUCAAAGCGACUCGAGCCUUUCAAAAUAUGGUUGCAUUGUUCUCGAUGAAGCCCACGAGAGGACAGUCAAUACUGAUAUUCUUUUCGGAAUAGUGAAGAUGGCUCAGGAAAGAAGGGCGCUGAAAUCAGGGGAAAAAAGAUUAAAGAUAGUAGUCAUGUCGGCGACAAUGGACGUGGACCACUUCGAAAAGUACUUCCGCUGUAAAGUCGUCUACAUUACCGGCCGAACCUUCCCUAUUCAAGUCCGUUACGCAACAGAAGACGUCGACGACUAUGUAGGAACCACGAUUUCAACAAUUUUAAGUCUCCAUCAAUCAGUUCCAAUGGACGAGCACUUCUUAGUCUUCCUUACAGGGCAAGAUGAAAUUGAAUCAUGCAUUGCAGUUAUCAAAGAGUCGAUACAAGCAAGAGGAAUUAUAAGAAAGAUGGAGCUGCUCCCUCUCUACGCUUCGUUGAGUCAACAGUACCAAGAAAAAGUUUUCAAAAAUUACAAAAAAGAUCAACGAAGAGUGAUAAUUUCCACAAAUAUUGCCGAAACGUCCCUUACGAUUCCUGGCAUCAGACAUGUAAUUGACUCGGGAAAGGUCAAACAGAAACAAUUUGUCGCGAAUACAGGCAUGCAGCUGCUCAAAGUAUGUCCAUGCUCGAGGGCGCAAGUAUGGCAGCGAGCUGGUAGAGCCGGUCGAGAAUCGGCAGGCAAUGUCUACAGGUUGUUUUCAAAAGGCCAAUUUGAGAAAAUGGGCCUCGCCACUGUACCCGAGAUUCUUAGAAGCCCCCUAAGCACAGUUUGUCUCCAACUCCUAAAUGCCGGAAUAAAGAAGAUCGAGCAGUUUCCCUUCAUCGAUCCUCCACCAUCUUCUUCACUGAAAAAAGCUAUCGACGAAUUGAGCAUUUUCAAAUUAGUGCACGGGUCUCCACAGGGCGGAAUUGAAUUGACAGAUUUGGGGAAGAAAGCGGCCAGGUUUCCAUUGGAACCAAGAUUGAGCAAGACGCUGUUGAUUUCCGCAGAUCUGAAGUGCUCGGAAGAUGUGAUUAUAAUCGCAGCGAUGCUUUCUACGGAAAAUAUAUUUAUUUGCCCUAAUAAUAAGAAAGAAGAAGCUCGAGCAACCCACCAGAAGUUCCAAACAGCAGAUGGCGAUUUGCUUACAAAGCUGAACGUUUUUAAAGCAUAUCGAAAAGCAAACGGCGAUCGAAAUUGGGCUCACACUCAUUUCUUGAGCCCGCGUCAUUUGAACAGUGCCAUGGAAAUACGAAAGCAAUUGAGAGAGAUAUUCAUUAGUUUGAAGUUGGAUCUUAUCCACGACUCGGGAAAAACAACAGCUGCUAUUAGAGAGUCGUUUGCAAGGGGCAUGUUUAUGAAUUGUGCCGAAUUACAGCCGGAUGGAAGGUAUCAGGAGUUCGGGCAAAAGUUGAAUGUCAAGCUUCACCCGUCCUCUGUCCUUUUUGGAGCAAAGCCGCCAUUCAUUAUCUUCAACGAGCUGGUAGAAACCAACAACGUCUAUGCCCGAGAUGUUACAGUAGUCGAGCCCGAGUGGGUUCUCAAAGAAGAGAUUAUAAUGUCAUAUGGACAGGAUACAGAGACGCGGUUGAGCGAUGCUCCUACAGAUUCAAUUUCAUCCCUUCAAUUCGAUUCAACUGGGAGAAAAUUGUUGUGUGCUGCGUGGGACUCAAAGUUGAGAAUUUACGAUGCUCAGGCUGGAAUACUAGAAUGCGAUUUCAAAAGUCAGGCUCCGCUGCUUGACGCUGUCUACGAAGAUGAUAACCAUGCUUGGUCUGGCGGGCUUGCCAGACGAGUUACGCGGUAUAAUAUUGAACGCAAUAUGGAGGAUAACAUUGGUACGCAUGAAGAGGCAAUCAGCUGCUUGGUAAAGUCCAAAGAAAAGGGCUGCAUUAUUAGUGGAUCAUGGGAUCAAGAAAUCACUCUCUGGGAUCCUCGACAACGAUCGCGAAUCGUGAGCAGACCGCAGAAUGAGAGAGUUUAUUCUAUGGAUACAGUCGACAAUCAACUUGUUGUCGGAACUGCGCAACGAAAAAUACUCAUCUGGGAUCUGCGAAAUUUGGAUAUUUGCGAGCAAAAAAGAGAUUCGAACUUGAAAUAUCAAACAAGAUGCAUCAAAUGCUUCCCAAGCGGAAUUGGCUUCGUCAUGGGUUCCAUCGAGGGUCGAGUGGCUGUCGAGUACUUUGACGUCGACGCUGAAGUUCAGCGAAAACGCUACGCUUUCAAAUGCCACCGCCAGAAAAACGAAGAUAUAGAAGAAAUAUACCCCGUCAAUGCUCUAGCCUUCCACCAGAAAUACCAAACAUUCGCCAGCGGCGGCUCAGAUGGAUUUGUUUCAACUUGGGAUGGAUUCAACAAAAAACGACUGGCAAUUUAUCGACGCUACCCAACAAGUGUUUCUGCUCUUGCUUUCAGUCCUCAAGGCGACCAGCUCGCCAUCGGAUCCUCCUUCUUGGACGAAAUCGACGUCCAAGGCGACCGCUACAUUCCAGAACCUCAACUUUUCGUUCGCCAAAUGGCCGACGCAGAAAUCAAACCCAAGAACAUGUCAACUUAG